AUGUCUGUCUUGUCUCAAACUGCAAAGCUCAUCAAAUCUAGCGUCCCUGGUGUCGCUGUCUUGGCACCUGUCACCGCUGCCGAAGCUGAAAUCCUCUCUCCUCAAGCUUUACAAUUUGUUGCAACUCUUCAACGUAUUUUCAACCCUACUCGCAAGACAUUGUUGCAAAAGCGUGUGCUCCGUCAACAAGCUCUUGAUCGUGGUGUCCUCCCCGAUUUCUUGCCCGAGACCGCUUUCAUUCGUAAUGACCCCAACUGGCGUGCUGCUCCUCCCGCUCCUGGUCUCCAAGAUCGUCGUGUUGAAAUCACUGGUCCCGUUGACCGCAAGAUGGUUAUCAAUGCCUUGAACUCUGGAGCCAAGACCUUCAUGGCUGAUUUCGAAGAUUCCACCGCCCCUACUUGGGAGAAUGUCAUCUCUGGUCAAGUCAACAUGCGCGAUGCUGUUCGUGAGACCAUUGACUUCACCAACCCCAAUGGCAAGAAGUAUGCACUUCGCAAGGAUGGUCAACUCGCUACUCUUCUCGUCAGACCUAGAGGUUGGCACAUGCUUGAGAAGCACGUCCUCAUUGACGGUGAACCUUGUUCUGCUUCAAUCUUUGAUUUCUCUCUCUACUUCUUCCACAAUGCCAAGGAACUCGUCAAGCGUGGUAAGGGUCCUUACUUCUACUUGCCCAAGAUGGAGUCUCACUUGGAAGCUAGACUCUGGAACGACAUCUUUAAUGCCGCUCAAGAUAUGAUCAACAUUCCUCGUGGUACUAUCCGUGGUACUGUCUUGAUUGAAACCCUUCUUGCUGCUUACGAGAUGGACGAAAUCAUCUACGAACUUCGUGAUCACUCUUCUGGUUUGAACUGUGGUCGUUGGGAUUACAUCUUCUCCUUCAUCAAGAAGCUCCGUAACCACCCUGAAUUCGUCUUGCCUCAACGUUCUUCUGUCACCAUGACUGUUCCUUUCAUGGAUGCCUAUGUUCGUUUGUUGAUUCAAACUUGUCACAAGCGUGGUGUUCAUGCUAUGGGUGGUAUGGCCGCUCAAAUUCCUAUCAAGAACAACGCUGAAGCCAACACUGCUGCUAUGACCAAGGUUCGCAACGAUAAGCUCCGUGAAGUCACUGCUGGUCAUGACGGUACCUGGGUUGCUCAUCCUGACCUUGUCAAGAUUGCUCUUGAAAUCUUCAACGAACACAUGCCUACUCCUAACCAACUUCACAUUCGUCGUGAUGAUGUCAAGGUCUCUGCUACUGAUUUGAUAGACAUCAACUUUAAGGGUACCAUCACCGAAGAUUCCAUCCGUGAAAACAUUCAAAUCGGUUUAGCUUAUAUGGAAGCCUGGUUAAGAGGUGUUGGUUGUGUGCCAAUUCACAACUUGAUGGAAGAUGCUGCUACCUAUGAAAUCAGUCGCUCUCAAUUAUGGCAAUGGGCUCGCCAUCAACCUACCACCGUCGAGGGCAAGAAGGUUACUGGUGAACUCAACUUGAAGUUGCUCGAUGAAGAGAUUGAGAAGAUUAAGAAGCAACUUGGUUCCAAGUACGCAAACACAAAAUACGAAGCUGCCAAGGCCGCCUUUGCCUCUAACCUCACUGGUGAGAGAUACGAUGACUUUGUCACCACCAUGUUGUAUGAUUCUAUUGUCACUGUCAGCCCUCAAGCCAAGUUAUAA
This is a messenger RNA of Mucor velutinosus, 1653 nucleotides long. RefSeq lists its product as uncharacterized. Gene Ontology annotation, biological process: glyoxylate cycle. NCBI's taxonomy places the organism in Eukaryota, Fungi, Mucoromycota, Mucoromycetes, Mucorales, Mucoraceae. Bases 1 to 1653 code for a protein of 550 amino acids. The record is from RefSeq and is a predicted model, not a curated record. The transcript has 4 exons. Gene Ontology annotation, cellular component: cytoplasm; peroxisomal matrix. Gene Ontology annotation, molecular function: malate synthase activity.